Toxorhynchites rutilus septentrionalis is the source of this 1172-nucleotide messenger RNA. RefSeq names its product odorant receptor 94b-like. Gene Ontology annotation, biological process: detection of chemical stimulus involved in sensory perception of smell; sensory perception of smell. Lineage: Eukaryota; Metazoa; Arthropoda; Insecta; Diptera; Culicidae. Gene Ontology annotation, cellular component: plasma membrane. Gene Ontology annotation, molecular function: olfactory receptor activity; odorant binding. The record is from RefSeq and is a predicted model, not a curated record. The coding region runs from base 11 to 1153 and encodes 380 amino acids. The transcript is spliced from 4 exons.
UACACGUAUAAUGUCUCAGUUCGAAGAGUUCAUCCUGUGCGAGCGAAUCACUUUCUGGGUUUGGAAAUGUUACGGUCUUUGGGCGAGCAAGGAUGAAAGCCCGUACUACCGAGCGUUCCGACGGAUAUACCACUUUUUCUUCACCUUUAUCUAUCUGAUCGCGAUGUUCGCCAGUGCCUUCUACACGGACAAUCUGUGGUCAGGUAUUAUGUUCAUCUUGCUGACCGAGAUCGCCAUGGUCACGAAAACAAUCGUAACCACGAACAGGUUUGAAACUAUCUAUCGACUGCAUCGGUUGACCAUCACGGAACAUUUCACACCGAGGACGGAACAUGAGUGGCAAGUUCAUAGGAAAUUGUUUGGCACCUUGAGUGCGGCUUUAAUGGUAUACCUACUGGGGAGCCUUAGUGCCUGCCUUUCACAUUUCGCAUACUUGUUCGACGGUCAGUACAAACUGCCAUAUUUCGGAUGGUUCUACUGGGUUCCACUCGGAAAAACGAAUCCAACCAACUUUUACUGGGUGUUCAGUUAUCAGAUGUUCGGAAUGAUAGGCCACUGUCUACUGAAUGUCACUGGUGAUAUGCAUAUCAUAUACCUUCUGGCGGCAGCCGGGAGUCAGCUGGAUUUGUUGAAACUGAGAUUCGCGAAACUGCCGGCCGAUUGCAACAGGUCCCAGACAUACAGGAAGACAUUCGCAGAGAACGUUCAGCAGUACAACCGGAUUCACAGCUUUGUAAGGGAGACAGAGAUAGCAUUUUCGGAACCGAUCUUUGCCCAAAUGUGCGCUAGCGGUGUAACAAUUUGCGCGUCCGUGUUGCGGCUCUCUAGUAUCAACAUCUUGGACCAAAUCGGGAUCACAAUUCCCAUAUUUAUUUACCUCAUAGCUAUGUUGGGUCAAAUAUUUCUGCCUUGCUACUACGGCAAUGAGAUCACACUCAAGAGUCAGCAACUGACGAAAGCCUUAUUCGCCUCCGAAUGGUACAAAUUGGCAGUAGUUGACCGGAAGGAAUUGACGAGGUUUAUGUUACGCACCAACAAACCGAUACAACUGAAGGCUGGCGGGUUUUUCUAUUACAAUCUGGAGGCAUUCACAGCAACACUCAAUACAGCAUACUCAAUCUACGCAGUCGUUAACAGAAAGCAACGGUCGUAACAUUUCUCAUAUGCUGGAA